Molecule: messenger RNA, 1866 nt
Organism: Aspergillus calidoustus
Lineage: Eukaryota; Fungi; Ascomycota; Eurotiomycetes; Eurotiales; Aspergillaceae
Source: the annotation of a GenBank genome assembly
AUGCGUGCCGUAAUGGAGCCAGAGUCUCCUCUUGAAGAUGAGCGAUCGGAGGAGCUCUCAUCUAUUGCCGCAAUAUUUCCGGAAAUCAAUACCGAUCCGUCGUCCCCCUAUCGUGCCUCUUUGGGUAUCCCGGUAAAGCCUACGGCGCCGUUGAAUGUCUGCUUCUACCAGCACCCAGAUGUCGGCUUCCCUGCGGUCCUCACGCCUCCGACCUCCCUCGAUGCCAGUGAAGGUGGACUUGGAUCGAAGGCCAAACUCGACGAUGGUUCCACCGCGGAUGCAGAGAAAGACGUGCAUGUUCUUUCGCAUCUACCGCCUCUCGGCCUUGAAAUUGAACUGCCCGCGGGCUAUCCUUCGGAUAAACCUCCAAUUUUCAAGAUUAGUACGAAUCCGCAAUGGCUGCCUCUGUGGGCAGAGUCGAGGUUAUUGGACGACGGCAAGCGUCUCUGGGAAGAAAGUGGCCGGUCUCUUGUUGUGUUCAGCUAUAUAGACCACCUUCAGCAAUUAGCAGAAACGACGUUCGAUAUCGACGUUGAUUCCGGUGGUGAAGUGCGACUUCCGCGUGAACUGAAGAUUGCCCUACUGGACUUCAACAAUAAGGCCGAGCGCGAGAAAUUCGAGCAAGAAACCUUUGAGUGUGGAAUCUGCCUGGAACCAAAGAAAGGAGCGAAUUGCCAUCGCCUGCUAUCAUGUUCGCACGUUUUCUGCGUACCCUGUCUACAAGACUUCUAUAAUACCUGCAUUACAGAGGGAGACGUCGAAGGCGUAAAGUGCCUGGCUCCGGAUUGCGGAAGAGAGCAACCUACACCUGGCAUUACAAGCCAGAAGAGACGGCGCAAGCGAGAUCGGACGCUGAGCCCAUCGGAACUCCUGCAAAUACCGUUGGAGCAAGAAACAGUUCAGCGAUAUGUCUUCUUGAAACGAAAGAAGAAGCUCGAAGCUGACAAGACCACCGUAUAUUGUCCGCGAAAAUGGUGUCAAGGUGCUGCACGAUCGAAGAAACAUCCCAAACCCAUUGAUCCUAUGGCGGAUGACCUUGAUGACUCGGAUGAAGAAGAAGGCCUCGCGUUUGAUCCUUUGGGGGAAGAGAGUCAAUUACCACCCAUGGCGGACCGUGUUGCUAUCUGCGAAGACUGCAAUUACGCAUUCUGCUGCGUAUGUAAGAAAGGCUGGCAUGGAGAACUGGUACGGUGCUUUCCUAGACGAGAAGCAGAGCUAUCAGCAGAAGAAAAGGCAACAGAGGAGUAUCUCAAGUUAUACACAUCUGCGUGCCCAACGUGCGAUGCCCCUUGCCAAAAACGCAUGGGCUGCAAUCACAUGAAGUGUUUCAAAUGCGACACUCACUUCUGCUAUCUCUGCUCCAGCUGGCUCAUGGAAGCAAACCCUUACCAGCAUUUCAACGACCUUGCCAGCCCUUGUUUCAACCGACUUUGGGACCUGGAAGGUGGCGACGGCCUCAACCCCGAAGGCGCAGAAGCCCUACAUCGCGUCCCGGAUGAUAUCAUCUUCGACGACAGCAGCGACGAUGAAGAGAUACCACCAUGGGAAAUGGACGAGGAAGAAAAUGGGCCUCGAAAUGGAAGACGGCCUCCUCCACCAGCUCCAAUCCCACCCAGAGUUAAUCAGGCUGGAGCCGGAAACCGCGCACUCGGCCGCAAUGCCAAUGGUCUCGACGCAGCUGUUCGUUCAGCUGCCGCAGAACGACAAGCCCAAGCUCGCGCAAUGGCGGAGAUUCGAGCAGGCAGGGACGCUGAACGCCCUGAACAGGCCGCUGCUCGCCGUGCCGGUCUUCAACGGUUCCUAGACCUCGUACAAAACGACCGAGAAGACGAGUGGGACAGCGAUGAAUUAGAAGAGGGCUUCUAA